AUGUUUCCUUUACGAUCAGGACCUAUACUUUUAUUACCUGUCGUUCAACCUCAUCUUCGAUUUUUUUCUCCACAAAUUCCAUUGAAUUCAAAUGCUUUAUUAUCAACAUCAUCAUCUUUACCAAAAUCAUUUCCUAUUCCAAUGGAAAGUCGAGAUGAUUUCUUUUGUGUUGAUCCAAAAUCACUUAGUAUUGAACAACUCAAUAAAUAUAAAAACGAAAUACUUCAAUUAAUUGAUAUAGAAAAAAAUAAUUUUGAAAGAAUUAAAAACGAUUCAAAUGCACGUAUUAAUGCUUAUAAUCAAGGAAUAUUAUUAGCAAAAGAAAGACCUAUCGGUUGUGUUGAUCCGAAAACUUUAACAAUCACUCAAUUACAACUUUAUAUCGAAGGAAUCACUGAAGAAAUAACUUAUGAAAAAAAACUUACAGAUGAAUUUAAAAAAGAAGCUACAUCACGUAUUGAAGCAUAUCAAAAUGGUAUUCAACGUGCGAAUUACGGUUAA
Messenger RNA from Rotaria sordida, 501 nucleotides. The record is from the annotation of a GenBank genome assembly. NCBI's taxonomy places the organism in Eukaryota, Metazoa, Rotifera, Eurotatoria, Philodinida, Philodinidae.